AGACUGGAAGGCGAUUGAGAGGUUAGUCCGGUUCCUCGUUAUCUUCUACAACUCUACCUUGGUUGUAUCAGCAUCCACUUCUCUGAACUUUUUUAAGUGUUACGGUGAGAUAGUAACAAUAGAGAAGAACCUGAUAGGAUUGACUAAUAGUUUAGACUUAGAGUUGAAGGCUAAGGCUGAGGAGAUGGUUAAGAAAUUCGAUAAGUAUUGGGAUGGUAUGAGGAACAUCAACAAGAUGUUGAUAGUAGCAACAGUGUUUGAUCCUAGAAAGAAGAUGCAGUUUGCUAAGAUGUGUUUUGAGAAACUCUACGGGAAAGAUACCACGGAUGCUAAAGAAAUGUCUCAGUCUGUCAUGAUUGUCCUUUGCGAUCUGUUCAAAGAGUACAGUGCUCGGUUUGGUCCUGGUUUAGGCGUUGAAGCAUCUCAGCCGACACAAGCUGCAUCAUUUGGUAGCCAGGAGCAGACAACAGAUGAAAGGAUCGACUUGAUUGAUGAUUUUGGGUAUGAGAGGAUGGAUUGCAUGUAUGAGGAGUUGGUUGAGCUGAUAGAAGUUCGAGAAGCACAAGAUGAGUUGGAAACUUAUCUGAAAGAGAGUGUUGUCAAUCCGAGAACCAUGCUUGGAGUGGAGUUUGAUGUUCUGUCUUGGUGGAAGGUGCAUUACUCCAAGUUUCCUAUUCUUGCAGAGAUUGCUCGUGAUGUCCUUGCCAUUCAAGUCUCUUCUGUUGCUUCUGAAAGUGCCUUUAGCACUAGUGGCCGAAUCAUUAACCUCAUAGGAGUUGCCUAACUCACUAUAUGAUUGAAGUUCUAAUGUGUUCUGAGCAAUGGAUGAAGGCAGACAUGCGUGGCAGUGAAGGCAGAGUGGUGACAAUGGAACAGAUUCUAAGUGAAUUCGAGUAUGAAGACAAGCUCAAGAGAGAGUUUGAUUCUCAACCAACACAAGAAGAAUGAGUCAAGGAGGAGCUUUGGAGAAGUGGAUGAUGCGCUUUGAGUUGCGGAUGUGCUUGGUUCGUUUCUUUGCAAUAUUUUGAUGUUCUCGGUUUGUUUUUUAGUUUGGUCUCUUGUUGUUGUUUGUUGUUGGUUCUUUGUUGUUUUGAAAACUUGCAUUGCGGUUAAGAAAAGGAUUGGUGUGUGUUUUGUUCCUUUUUCAAAUAUGGAAUGAAAUUUUCAGUUUAAUUAUACCUCUACCUAUGUGUUUCUGCCAUUAUUAUUGUUAUUUCCAAACCCCUUUGACUCCUUCAGUCUCGAUUUAUACAAUUCAAACUGUAAUUUUCAAAGUUUGAAACUGAUGAAGUCUUUAUAUUCCAAACUCUCUGUGGUAAUCUUUCUCUAUUCAUAAGAGUCAAGAGCCAACAAGAGUAGAAGAUGAUGAGUAGAUCAGCUAUUUGGGAGCACUACACAAGAACAGAAGACAACCAAAACAAAUGUAUAUGUCACUAUUGCAACAACACUUUUGCUUGUGUGCCUAAUUUUGGCACAUCUAACCUCCAUAAACAUCUUCAAAGCUGCAAACAGUUCAAAGUAAGUGUUUAUGUGAUGAGUAUGAAAUGGUGACAUGGUUGAUAUUCAUGUUUUCGUUUUUAAGUUACUUGUUUAUAACUUUAUUUCAGAUCAUGAUAUCCAACCAAGACAAGAAAAAUGAACUGAAGUGAUUUAAACUAUGAAAGCAAUGGAGAAAUGAGAUUUUUGUUAAGUAUUAUGGUCAAGUAUUCGUUUUAAGUUUUUUUUUGUUUGGUUAUUUCGGUUACAAUUUGGAACCGAAUGGUUACUUCGGGUAAAUGUAACCACAAUAAUUUCAAGUACAAUGAGUAUUUGGUUACUUUACGGUUCUUCAAUCUCGGAACCGAACCUACCCGAACCCGGUUGGACCCGACUCGAACCCAACCCGUAAUUUAUAUAUACUCGAAUGAGUCUUUGUAUUGGAAACCCGAAAGAACCGAAACCCGAAAUACCCGAUCCGAACCCGAUUGGGUACCCGAACGCCCAGGCCUAAUAGACACUUCAAUUACACUAUUUUAAAAUAUAUCCAAUAAAUUAAUAAAAUCAAGCUGCGAUGAGCCCAUAAAAUGUUUUUAGCCCACACAAAAUAUUUAUACAAAAGGGUCAGUACGGUAAGUGAGCACGGCCUAAUUGUAGCAUACUGAAUAAUAAUUCAAUGCUUUCUUUUUGUCUAUUGGAUUUAUAUACUUAUUAAUCCACUUUAUACUAUCUGUAAUACAAUAAUCACUAUUGCAUACUAUGCAUGAUUUAAUACUUUUAUCAUAUCUUUUUUUUACCAAACUCAUCCUCCACAAAAUGUAUGUCUCAACCUAGUAUUCCAAAUAGGAGCUUCAUUCUCCGUCCAUGUAUAUGAUAUUUGUACUUUGUUUGAAUUUUACGUCCAUGUUUCUAAUAAGUCUAACUAAGUCUACUUCAGAUAUCUCAAUUUUCUCACCAAAAAUUAAAACCUCCUGCAAAAACGAAAAAUAUUUUUUUUUACCAAAAUUGUAAAAUCAGUUUUCCUCAAAACUCGCAAAAUUCUACUAAAGCUGUAAAAUAAAUUUCUAGCAAAAGUCAUAAAAUCAUGUUUUUUUCGCUAAAACCACAAAAUCAAUAUUUUCGUUAGAACCGUCAAAACAUUGUCUUCCACUAGAACCGUCAAAACAUUGUUUUCUGCUAAAACAAAAAAUUAAGUUUUUUCGCCAAAUCAAUUUUUUUCACCGAAACCGCAAAAUCAACGUUCUAUAAAUUCUUUUGUCGAGAUCGUAAAAAAUAAAAAAUUUCCCUUGGUUUUCCGCCAAAACUUCAAAAUGAGUUUUUUCGCAAAAAUCGUAAAAAAUAGGAAUGUUUUGCCAAAAUCACAAAAAAAAGUUUGAUUUGUAUUUUGGACCUACCCAUUGUAGCAAAGAGAAAAAUAUACCUUUAUUAUUCUAUGUUUAAAUCAAAGAGCUUAACUAGGUCUUGGAAAAAAAUCCCAAACCGAAGACAAAAACUAGAACCCAAACAGAAAUACUAAAACCAUAACCAGACAUAAACUCUCAAAUACUCUAAUGGUUCCUAUAUUUUUAUAUCUUAAAUAAUUGAACCUAACCAGAACCAAAUCAAAAAUUAAACGGCCACCUGAAUAUAUUAAAAAAUUAAUUAUAUAUACAUUUAAGAAAUAUAUAUUUUAUAAUUUAAAAAUCUAUUAAAGCAUACAAAAUAUUUGAAGAAAAAAAUUAUUAUAAAGUAUCUAAACUAUCGAAAGUAUCUGAAAGUAUCUGAAAGUAUCUAAAGUAAUAUCCAAGAGUUUUAGUCCGAAUCAUCCUAGUUAAUUAUAUUUACCCAAAUGCCCAAUAUUUAACCCGAAUUAUCUGAAUUGCCCAACAUAACCGAACCAGAAUCAUAACCAAAUGAGAAUUAAAAUUUUCCGGGUAUUUUCCUGUUCUAGUUUUACUAUAUGAACCGAACCCGAAACUGCCCAAACUGAAUCCGACCGAAAAUAAGUCAUGUAUUAACGGGAUCCUCUAAUCCUCUAUUCAAAUUACUCGAUACCCGAAAUACCUAGAACAUCUAACUCGAACCCGAUACCCGAAAUACCAAAAAGAAUAAACAAUGUGGGCUAACCUUUCAUCCUCCACGUUGUUUAAUAUCUAAAUCUGGAUUGUAGGACUUUGUGGACCAUCCACCAAUUAUUUUCAAAGGAGAUUGUUGAAGAGUCAAGCUUUCUAUUUUCUCCCAUAAAUGUAGUAAGAGAUAAUUCAUAAGCAUCACUCUUUCACAGGAGUAGAAAAAAAAACAAAGAGAAAAAAUAUAAUGCAUUCUUGCAUUUGAUACGAAGAUGAUAAUGUGGAGCUUGUGUUUCCUGUUCUCCCUUUCUGAUUUAAUACUUGUUUUCGCUUCUUCUGCUAAGCAUUUGUGUCCUCCAGACCAAAGAGAUGCUCUUUGGGAGUUCAAGAGUGAAUUCUCUGUCCAAGAGUUAGAUUCCUCUUGGUGGGAGUCUGAUUUGAAGACAGAGAGGUGGAGGAGCAACACUGAUUGUUGUGCAUGGGAUGGUAUCUCAUGUGAUUCUAAGACAGGUACGGUGGUGGAGUUGGACCUGUGGGGCAGUUCCCUCAACGGGCCUUUGAGAUCUAAUAGUAGCCUUUUUAGACUACAACACCUUCAGAGUCUUAAUCUUAGCUCCAACAAUCUUCCGGGCAUUCUACCAGAUUCCAUUGGAAACCUCAAAUAUUUAAGGGUUUUGAAGCUUUGCUACUGCAAUUUCUUUGGAAAAAUUCUUUCUUCGCUCGGAAAUCUUUCUUACCUCACUGAUCUUGAUCUUUCUGUUAAUCAAUUCUCUGGAGAGCUACCAGAUUCAAUGGGCAACCUAAACCGACUAUCAGAGUUGCAACUAAGAUAUAACAAUCUUGGUGGGAACUUUCCUGCUGUUCUACUCAAUCUAAGCGAGCUCACUCAGAUAAGCCUAAGUUACAACAAGUUCAAAGGUAUGCUCCCAUCUAACAUGAGUAGCCUCACCAAUCUGGAGUAUUUAGAUAUUAAUGGAAAUUUAUUUUAUGGACCUUUACCGUCACCUCUGUUUAUGAUCCCUUCCUUGAUUCAACUUAAUUUGGAAGGAAACAGCUUCAGUGGUCCUAUUGAGAUUAAGAAUAUUUCUUCACCUUCUAAUCUUGAAGUUUUGUCUCUUGGAGAAAACAAUUUCGAUGCGCCAAUCCAAGGAUCUUUGUCAAAACUUGCCGGGCUCCGAACUCUUGAACUCAACUAUAUGAAUACAAGAAUCAUGGUUGACUUGAGUUAUCUCUCACAUCUUAAGUCGCUUAGCUAUCUAGACCUUUCAGGGAAUGAUUUGAAGUUCAGCUCAACUCUCCGUCUUCCCUAUUUAGGUUUCUUGUUUUUAUCAUCCUGUAAUAUCGUUGAGUUUCCCAAGUUCCUACAAAGCCAAACCAGAUUGCUGUUAUUAGACAUUUCUGUCAAUCAAAUUGAAGGCAAAGUACCAGAGUGGUUUUGGAGAUUGGAAAUACCGCAUGUUAACAUCUCUCAGAACUACGUAAGCGGUUUUGAUGGAUCUGCCGACGUUAUUCAAAGAACCGGGGGAGUAGUUACGCUUGAUAUAAGCUCAAACGCUUUCCGAGAACCGUUUCCUUUGUUACCGAACUCUACAAACUACUUAUUUGGCUCUGACAAUCUAUUUUCGGGAGAGAUUCCAAGGACGAUAUGUGACUUAGUUUAUCUCGAAAGACUUGUUUUAUCCAACAACAACUUUAGUGGCUCCAUCCCUCUUUGUUUGAGUACUUAUCUUUCGGUCUUGCAUCUUCGGAAUAACAGCAUCUCUAGUGUUUUUCCUGAAGAUUUUAUCAGUAAUAUGCUGAUAUCACUUGAUCUUGGUUACAACAGGUUAUCAGGAGGACUGCCCAAGUCUCUGAUUAACUGCACUCGUCUCCAGUUUCUGAACGUGGAAGAGAACAGAAUCAGCGACACCUUUCCAUUCUGGUUGAGAGUGUUGCCUAAUCUAGAGAUUCUUGUCCUUCGUUCUAACGAAUUCCACGGACCAAUAAGUUCUUUCAGUCUCCCCAAGCUGCGAAUCUUUGACAUUUCGAGAAAUAGGUUCACUGGGGUCUUGCAAUCAGAUUUCUUUGCUGGUUGGGGCGCAAUGUCAUUACCGGUUGUAUACUUCGAAGGUGAUUCGCAGUAUAGGUUUUCAGGAGUUGGCAAGCCGUACUAUCAGGCGUCCGUUGCUCUGACAAACAAGGGAUCGAAUAUGAAGCUGGUUGGGAGUGGUUUCACAAUCUACAAAACCAUCGAUAUCUCUGGAAACAGAUUCGAAGGAGGCAUUCCCGAAUCCAUCGGUUUACUGAAGGAACUGAUUGUGCUCAACAUGUCAAACAACGCUUUCACAGGCCGUAUUCCACCCUCUUUGUCAAAUAUAACAAGUCUUCAGUCAUUGGAUCUAUCUCAAAACCAAUUAUCAGGUAAAAUCCCACCGGAGAUCGCGAAACUCACUUUUCUGGCGUGGAUGAAUUUCUCAUACAACAGGCUUGAAGGUCCAAUACCACAAGGCACUCAAAUUCAAAGCCAGAAUAUUUCUUCAUUCGCUGAGAAUCCUGAGCUGUGCGGUGUUCCUCUCCAAAAAACUUGCGGUGGAGGAGAAGGAGCAAUAAAUCAAGAGCAAGAAGAUGAAGAUGAAGAUGAAGAAAAAGAUCAAGUGUUGAGCUGGACUGCUGCUGCAAUAGCCUAUCUACCUGGUGUAUUCUGUGGAUUCACCCUCGGCCAUAUUCUUACUUCAUAUAGACAUGGCUGGUUCAUGAUGAUAUCUACUAUGUUAUAAUCGUCUUCAUGCGUUUUAAAAUUAAUAUGGUAACUCUUUUGUUGUAUUGUUUUGCCACUAUUAUUGUGAGAAUCUGUGUGCUUUGGUGGGCUUAGUUUUCUAUUUCCCUUUAUGUGUUUGUGUCUCUGAAGUCUUGUCGCAGGGACACCUGGCCUGCAGUAAUGCAAGUCAUGUUUUAAGUCGGUAUAAAUCAAUUGUUUCUUCAUUUUCA
Molecule: messenger RNA, 6491 nt
Organism: Brassica rapa (field mustard)
Lineage: Eukaryota; Viridiplantae; Streptophyta; Magnoliopsida; Brassicales; Brassicaceae
Product: receptor-like protein 47
Molecular function (GO): protein binding
Source: RefSeq, a predicted model, not a curated record